This is a messenger RNA of Manis pentadactyla (Chinese pangolin), 1031 nucleotides long. It is a transcript of the gene GTF3C6, whose product is annotated as general transcription factor IIIC subunit 6. Bases 99 to 959 code for a protein of 286 amino acids. The record is from RefSeq and is a predicted model, not a curated record. Lineage: Eukaryota; Metazoa; Chordata; Mammalia; Pholidota; Manidae. Gene Ontology annotation, cellular component: transcription factor TFIIIC complex. The transcript is spliced from 6 exons. Gene Ontology annotation, biological process: transcription by RNA polymerase III.
CUCCGUGCCCGAGGCCUCGCCGCGAGCCCGCGCGCUCCCGCAGGCCCACCCCCGGCCGCCCGGCCAGCCGGCUGGGGCCCUUUGCCCGCCUCUGGGUCAUGUCCGCAGGCGCCGAACGCGGGCGUUUCCGGGGGAAGGGGCUCAAGGGCGGCACAGGGUCCGUCCGCCGGGCGGCCACCGACCGAGCCCGCGGGCCGCGCCCCUCAGCGCACCGCGCCCGCCCCGCCGCUGCCGGCACCUCAACCCCCUGGAAACGCCGCCGGGUCCGCGAGGCGCCCAAUACAGGCGUCACGGGUUCAAAGGCCAGGACGGCCCGCUUCCGGCCCCGGCGUGGGCGCCCUCGGCGGCUGCUGCUGCUGGAGCAGCUGGUGGUCGUGGAGCUGUCGGGCAUCAUCGACUCCGACUUCCUCUCCAAGUGCGACGGCAGAUGCAAGAUCCUGGGAAUCGACACCGCGAGGCCCAUCCUGCAGGUGGACAGCUAUGUCUUUGCUGGGGAGUAUGAAGACACUCUUGGGACCUGUGUUAUAUUUGAAGAAAAUGUUGAACAUGUAGACACAGAAGGCAGUAAUAAGACAGCGCUGAAGUAUCGAUGCCACACAAUGAAGAAGCUCAGCAUGACCAGAACACUUCUGACAGAAAAGAAGGAAGGAGAAGAAAACAUAGGUGGUGUGGAAUGGCUGCAAAUCAAGGACAAUGAUUUCUCCUAUAGACCCAACAUGAUCUGUAGUUUUCUGCAUGAAAAUGAAGAUGAAGAAGUUGUAGCUUCAGCCCCAGAUAAACCUUUGGAGUUGGAAGAGCAGGAGACCCAAAUGAAAGAAAAUUCAGACCUGAGUGACGAACAGGAGAAACCUCCAGCCCUGGACAGAGAGGGCUGUGGUGCUCCUGAUGCCACUUCUGGGACAGAAGGUUCUGUUUUUAUGGAAUCUCAGGAUUCUGCCUUUGAAAUCACUCCUAGAUGAAAUAUUUCCCAUGAGAAGUAGUCGUGAACUUUUUACAGUUUUUACAUAAAAUAAUUGGCUAUGUGGCUUUCA